UCUACUUUCUCUUUUAUCUGGUCCGAAUCUCUCACUAUCUUUCCCUGACACACUCUCUCUCUCCGACUAAGACGGACUGUGAUAGUUUUUUGGCGGGAAAAUGUCUGGAAAAGGAGCGAAAGGGCUGAUAAUGGGGAAACCCAGCGGCAAGGAGAAGGACAAGGACAAGAAGAAACCCAUUACUCGCUCUUCUCGUGCUGGUCUACAGUUUCCUGUGGGAAGAGUCCACAGGCUGCUGAAAGGAAGGUCAACUGCUCAUGGACGCGUUGGAGCAACCGCAGCGGUUUACGCAGCCGCCAUUUUGGAGUACCUAACCGCAGAAGUCUUGGAGCUGGCCGGUAACGCGAGCAAGGAUCUGAAAGUGAAGCGUAUCACACCUAGGCAUUUGCAGCUCGCUAUCCGUGGGGACGAAGAGCUCGAUACUCUCAUCAAAGGAACUAUUGCUGGUGGUGGAGUCAUUCCACACAUUCACAAGUCCCUCAUCAACAAAUCUGGCAAAGAAUAGCUUUGUCUCCAGAAAUUCCUCAUAAUCUCUCUGUCUCUCCGACCUUUUUCUUAAUUGUCGUGUAUGCUUAAGACUACUAGUAAAGGAACUCUAUUAGGAUUGUUUGUGUGUUAAGGACCUACCUGUGGCUUGUGGCUUGUUUCUCUCAUAUGAAAACAGCCGCUAAGAAAAAAAAAAUACAAAUCUAAACGGAGACUUGACUGAUUCAUAA
Messenger RNA from Eutrema salsugineum, 716 nucleotides. Its product is annotated as probable histone H2A variant 3. The transcript has 2 exons. Gene Ontology annotation, cellular component: nucleosome. Bases 101 to 505 code for a protein of 134 amino acids. The record is from RefSeq and is a predicted model, not a curated record. Gene Ontology annotation, molecular function: DNA binding; structural constituent of chromatin; protein heterodimerization activity. Lineage: Eukaryota; Viridiplantae; Streptophyta; Magnoliopsida; Brassicales; Brassicaceae.